CCCGCUCUCCUCCUCAGGCGUCUUGUACGCAGGCGUGAGGGAGGAAGGGACUUCUCUUCAACAUGGCGGCGACCAUAGACAACAGCAAUGCCGUACAGGCGACAAAGAAAAAGCACCUGGGGAUCCCCGAAGCUGUGUUUGUGGAAGACGUCGACUCGUUCAUGAAGGAGCCCGGCAACGAGACGGCGGACUCGGCGCUCAGGAAGCUGGACGAACAGUACCAGAAAUAUAAAUACAUGGAGCUCAACCUGUCUCAGAAGAAACUCCGGUUGAAAAACCAGAUCCCACAGAUCACCCAGACGCUAGAAAUCCUACGACACAUGCAGAAGAAAAAGGAAACCACAGAGGCCAUGGAGACACACUUUCUACUGGCGGACAACGUUUACUGCAAGGCCUCAGUGUCGCCCACUGACAAAGUUUGCCUAUGGUUAGGGGCUAACGUCAUGUUAGAAUACGACAUCGACGACGCCCAGGCUCUCCUAGAGAAGAACCUGUCCACAGCGUCUCGCAACCUAGAGACCCUGGAGGAAGAUCUGGACUACCUGAGGGACCAGGGCACCACCACCGAAGUCAACAUGGCACGAGUCUACAACUGGGACGUAAAGAGAAGGAGCAAAGAAAACCUCCUGAAAUCGGCUACCAAGUCUUAAUUAAACAGAACAGUGUCUAUGUCCCCCCCCUCCCCGCUAACGUUCUCCUUAGUCAUUAAAUAAAAAUGAACCCAGAGCUGAAGUCGUGCGUAUGUUGACCCCAGAGCUCGGCUCAGAGGGGACCCGUCUGAAGCGUCCCGGUGUGUGACGCUGCAGAGGUCGAGUGUUUCAAGUGCCGUUUGCUUUUCAGCCUCUCCUCUACCCAGUCCAGCUAAACCUUUCACCACUACUGUUUUCUGUUCAUUUUUGUUACUUUUUAAAAGUAUUUUUCAAGUAAAAUCUAACCAAAAAGCAAAGUCGACAAGGCCGUUUUGUAUUCUUUUUAUUGAUUUAAAUAUGUUCCGUUUGCUUCUUUAUUUAUUUCCUUUGACAGACUAUGAAUGAGGGUUCACCUACAUCAUCUUCUCCUGUGUGGAUUUUCCUUCUGUGUUUUCCACAAAUACUUCCUCUCAGCCAGCAUCGCUCACAGUUCUAGUUUCCUCCAACAGAGCCGGCUGGUAGUUUGACGAUUGUGAAAAGAAAUAAAUAGGAUUAAGUGGUUUGGCCUUGUAACUGUGGUUUGCUUCCUUGAGACGUUGAGGGGUUCACAAGGAUCAGCAGGAUUCCUCCAUCAAACCUGCUGUAGUCCUCUGACCUCUGACCUUCCUCUCCAUGUUUCCUACGUUUCUGUUUUCCUCUCCUUGUCACUGUCCUGUCCGUAUUUAUUUGUCUUCCACUGUACUCGUUAAACAAUGACUGAAGUAAAAAGAAGAAAAUUGGGGAACAGAUGAGACCUUGA
This is a messenger RNA of Fundulus heteroclitus (mummichog), 1428 nucleotides long. RefSeq names its product von Hippel-Lindau binding protein 1 (gene vbp1). Bases 63 to 650 code for a protein of 195 amino acids. The record is from RefSeq and is a predicted model, not a curated record. Gene Ontology annotation, biological process: microtubule-based process; protein folding; tubulin complex assembly. The transcript has 6 exons. Gene Ontology annotation, molecular function: tubulin binding. Lineage: Eukaryota; Metazoa; Chordata; Actinopteri; Cyprinodontiformes; Fundulidae. Gene Ontology annotation, cellular component: prefoldin complex; cytoplasm.